CUCUCUCUCUCUGUUUGUAUGUUUUGAAAAGAUGGCCAACAGCCACCAGCAAUCGUUGCUGCGUUCAACACCAUCAUCUUCGAUCUCCUCCAAGCUCCUCCUCCUCCUCACGGUUCUUCCUCUCACUCUUGCAGCCUUGGCUUUCGUCCUCCAAUGGCGUGGAGGCAUCACCGACCCCACCACUCGCUGGGCCCCACCUGGGUCCCAACACUUGUUCCCUGGGAUGGACCCUUCUCCUCUCUCUCCCACCGCUCACCAGCACCAGUCCUCCUCCUCCUCUGACUGUGCCAGUCUUCGCCAAGGCUUGACUCCUUCGUUUCCUUACUACCAUGGAUGGAAGUUCGAUGACUUGUCCAAUCUCAAGCCUAAGAUAUGUAUUACGACAAGUACUUCAGCUGGUUUAGAGCAGAUCUUGCCAUGGAUGUUUUUUCAUAAGGUUAUUGGAGUCUCAACCUUUUUUCUUUUUGUGGAGGGAAAGGCUGCAUCUCCGGCUGUGUCUAAAGUUCUGGAAUCUAUCCCAGGAGUAAAAGUGAUAUAUAGAACAAGAGAGCUGGAGGAGCAACAGGCUAAGAGCCGGAUUUGGAAUGAGACAUGGCUUUCAAGUUUCUUUUACAAGCCUUGCAAUUAUGAGCUGUUUGUGAAGCAAUCUCUCAAUAUGGAGAUGGCUAUUGUAAUGGCCCGGGAUGCUGGCAUGGACUGGAUAAUUCAUCUUGACACUGAUGAGUUAUUACACCCAGCUGAUGCUCGGGAGUAUUCACUGAGGCAGCUGCUGCUUGAUGUGCCUGGGAAUGUGGAUAUGGUUAUAUUUCCUAACUAUGAGAGCAGUGUUGAACGAGAGGAUAUCAAAGACCCUUUUAGUGAGAUAUCGAUGUUCAAGAGAAAUUAUGACCAUCUUCCAAAGGACACAUAUUUUGGCAUGUACAAGGAUGCAACUCGUGGUAAUCCAAACUACUUUUUGACUUAUGGAAAUGGGAAAUCAGCUGCUCGGAUUCAAGAUCACCUUCGUCCUAAUGGUGCACACAGAUGGCAUAAUUAUAUGAAAACCCCAAAUGAGAUAAAAUUGGAGGAGGCUGCUGUUCUACACUACACGUAUGCCAAAUUUUCGGACUUGACCUCUAGGCGUGAUCGGUGUGGCUGCAAGCCUACAAAGGAGGAUGUCAAAAGAUGCUUUAUGUUGGAAUUUGAUAGAGCUGCAUUCAUAAUUGCUUCUACUGCAACAGAGGAGGAGAUGCUGAACUGGUACCGGGAACACAUUGUGUGGGGUGACAAAGAUGUAAAAAUGAAACUACUGAGGAAGGGCGUUUUAACUCGCAUAUAUGCUCCAAUGGUCAUAAUACAAGGUUUAAGGGAGUCUGGUGUCUUCAGCUCUGUUAUUGCAUCUGCCCCAACAACUAUUUCAAAGGAUAAAUUUUUAUCGUCCAUUGUUAGUAGUAACUCAUCCAGAGCUGCUGCCUCUGAAUCCCUUCCCUCAAGAAGGAUUGGUAGAAGUAGAGAGCAUCAGGCCACUGCUAGGAGGGUCUUGGAAAUUGAAUCUGCUGCAUUUUAUGAAGUGGCUGUUCCACCGUUGUCACCCCCAGGAAUGAAUGAUGACCGCCUUAUCAUUGAAGUGUGAUACACCUCCUAGUGUGAUUGCCUCUUCUUCUUCCUGUUCAGAUGCUUUGUAAUCUUGUUUAUUCACUUAUGUAAGGGAAGAAUUAAUCAGGAGGGAAAAAGAAUGAGCAAGCGGGCUUGUUACUGAGGUUCAUAUGUUUUUGGUUCUGUCGGUUCUUCCCGAUCGCCAUCCAAGCACUCUAGUAGUCUAGUAUUCAAGUUCGAGUGAGAUUUUGUGGUCAAGCCUUCAGUUGGCAACUUGGUUACAACUGGAAAUCUUUGACUUGUCUAUAGAAAUUAUUGUUGAAAUGUCAAUGUAUAUUUUUUAUAAGCUAGCCCUUUCACUCAGGGAAACUAUUGUGUUUGAUAUCUUGAACUCUAUCUAAUUGAUUGAUUUCUCAUUGAUUCCA
Messenger RNA from Quercus lobata, 2000 nucleotides. It is a transcript of the gene KOB1, whose product is annotated as elongation defective 1 protein / ELD1 protein. The transcript has 11 exons. Lineage: Eukaryota; Viridiplantae; Streptophyta; Magnoliopsida; Fagales; Fagaceae. Gene Ontology annotation, biological process: cellulose biosynthetic process; response to abscisic acid. The record is from RefSeq and is a predicted model, not a curated record. The coding region runs from base 32 to 1612 and encodes 526 amino acids.